Molecule: messenger RNA, 449 nt
Organism: Drosophila teissieri
Lineage: Eukaryota; Metazoa; Arthropoda; Insecta; Diptera; Drosophilidae
Exons: 2
Coding region: 26-337 (103 amino acids)
Source: RefSeq, a predicted model, not a curated record
CUGGGUGAAAUAUUAGCAAACAGAUAUGGUCUCCAAGUGGCUCUACAUCUCGUUUCUGCUGCUUGCGGGGCUUGCAACCUCGCGGGGCACUUUAUUGCGCUCCGAGUCGCCACAACGGCAGUUGAGCUGGUGGCACAAACAGUACUACCAGUCGCUAUGGCAACAGAGGCUGCGGUUCACAACCACUCCCCGGCCAGGAGCCACUCCGGAAUCGGAUGAGACCAGGUUGGUGUAUCCCUGCUACUGCUACAAGCCAAAUCCCGAGGGCCUGGCCACCGCCAGUCCGGUGGAGCGGCGGAUGGUCGAGACCAAGGAAAUAUUCUUCUUGAACAAAUAGCACAGCUCGCAGUGCGGUAAUGAAGUGCACAACGAACCAUGUACAGUUGAAAUAAACCAGGUAAAGUGUUCAUUUAGAAAAGUAAAUAAACUCGUUUGGGUUUUCCAGUAAA